GCAGUGAGGUCCAGCCUGCUGCGCACUUGUCGGAACGCACAGAUAGAGCGCACUAUAGCAGUGGGGAUGAACGGGGCACGUGUGGACUCUCGUAAAGACUCUUAAGCGCGCUUUAUUGACUGGAUUAUUGUGUUGUUAUUUUGCGAGAGUUGUUUACAGUGGUUACUUUGUGAGCGGAUACCCUCCUGUCUGAGCGCAUCCCGGGACAAGAUUGCGACCUGGAGGGGCUCCUCCACACUUAACAGUGGAGUGGAGAAGCCAAAGUAGAAGUAAUGUUUUAAGGAUACGGUGAAGCCCGGGUGCCUGACAGCCCAUGUGUGUCCGGGCCAACCCUCUCGGUGAGGAGUGAGGUGAAGAGUGAUUGCAGUGCAUCCUGGAGCCUGAGCAUGGUUCACCUCUCUUCUGCCUGGCUGCUGGGAGGCCCUCUGGGCCUGUUUCUGUUGGUUCCUGUCCUCAUGGCCCCCACACCUUCCAGCCUGUGCACCCCUUUGAAGACCUUGAACGACAGUCUGAGCUACAGGAGGCGCUACAUGAAGCACAACUUUCCUAUCAACUAUGGCAUUCGUGUUCAUUAUGAGGAAAUAUUUAAACUCUCCAACAUAAGCUGGAUGAGAGUAAAUGUGGAGGGCUUGGAUGAGCUGACUCUCCAGAGGCUUUGGUUCCAAGUCAAUCAAGGCAUCUUAAAAAAGCUUAUUCGUGUGAUGCCAGAAAGACAUCCAUCCCGGCCAUACACUGCAGAGCUAGAGACGCGCCUCCGAGAUGCAGAAGGGGUCUUUGUUUUGGCACAUCCUGCUGAGGUGUUCCAACAGGAGCUUCCAGACUCGGUCCAAGACAUUUGGGAUCAGUUAACUGAAGAGCCAGAAAAAGUGUCCAGCUGGAGAUAUGCCACUCCGAAGUCCCUCGUGGACAACUUGUGCCACACCAUGCGCUGUCUUUUCAGCCAAUGUUUUACCACAGAAGCACAGCACGACUAUUGUGACACAUCACAUUGCAGGAGAGGUAGGAAGAAGAAUAUGAAUCCAAAAAGCUGAGAAUAAACCAUGAAGGUGAACUUCUUCAUGGAAUCAUAUUUUAGUCUGCCCCUAAAGCAAAGAGGACUGCAGAAGGACAAUUGACACUGGCAGUGCCAGUCUUGACUUAUGGACACCUGUGCAAUGAGGAUGAAGAAUAUCAGAUGAACACACUUGGCAACAGACACGAUAUGGCAUAAUAUGAUUUUGUUAUUAUACUUCAUAUCAUUACAAAGAGACAGAUGUUUAAGAGAUUUGUUAUACAAGUUAUAUGCAUAUUCAAUCAUGUUAAAUGAUGUUUAAAGAAGGAAGAGAAGGAGCUGAUUCAGGAAUAGAAGGAUACAGGAAUCUCUGGAAUAGGAGAAUGGUCUCCAGCAGUCAGGAUAUGAUAACUGUUGCACGUGCUGUGCACCAGUGGACCUGCCCGCUCACUGCACAAGAAGCCUACAUGGAAGAACUAUACGCAAAGGUUCAUGUCUCCCUGACUUUGUACUAUAAGUAAAUAUUACUGCUAUGAAUGCACGAGCUACAGCCAGAACCAACACAUGGACCCAACUUCAAAGUAAAGCCAAAAACUGCUGUUGUCUAUAUAUUUUGCGAAUGCCUUAACUUAAUGUGCCAUUAUGAUAUGCAUUGCUGCCUAUCCAAAGGUCUAGGACUAAUGCAAGAGAUUGUUAAAUAUUCAAAGCUGUAUGCACAAUGGAACCACAGUUGGAACAAUAGAAAUACUUUUAUACAGAAAAUGGAAGUCUAGCAUUUGGUGAGAACUGAAGAUAUAUAUGCACUACAUGAAUUUAUUUUAGCACAAUCUUGGCAAAUUUCUGAGCAUUAAACAAAACAAUGAAUUGGCCUCCACAACAACCACAUUUGAUUUAUGAUUUAUAUGAAUAAAAGAUAAAGUGAAACUGGAUUGACCAAUAAUUUGAAUGUUAAUGUUCUGCUCUAAUGUUCUGUUAUCUCAACUUUACAACACCUUCGUUUUUUAGAAUGUAUUUAUUAUUAAAUGUAACUCUUCGGCAGGGAGAAUGAACAUGUUACAAUUAUAGAGAUUAAGUAGCGCUGUCAGAUGGUUAGACAUACAGCCUUAGGCAGGCAUCACAAACUCACAAAUUCUCUCCAAAACUCACUGGCACUAACAAUAAAUCAAAACUAUAAUAGUAAAAAGCAAUUUAGAAUGUUGCCUGUGGUCUGAAAUUGAGAUUCUAGAAAUAGAUUUUAUAUGCAAG
Periophthalmus magnuspinnatus is the source of this 2236-nucleotide messenger RNA. RefSeq names its product interleukin 34 (gene il34). The transcript is spliced from 8 exons. Gene Ontology annotation, molecular function: cytokine activity; macrophage colony-stimulating factor receptor binding. NCBI's taxonomy places the organism in Eukaryota, Metazoa, Chordata, Actinopteri, Gobiiformes, Gobiidae. The coding region runs from base 387 to 1031 and encodes 214 amino acids. The record is from RefSeq and is a predicted model, not a curated record. Gene Ontology annotation, biological process: positive regulation of cell population proliferation; positive regulation of macrophage differentiation; positive regulation of protein phosphorylation.